Messenger RNA from Spodoptera exigua (beet armyworm), 2736 nucleotides. Lineage: Eukaryota; Metazoa; Arthropoda; Insecta; Lepidoptera; Noctuidae. The record is from the annotation of a GenBank genome assembly.
AUGGAGAAGUUUCGAAGCGGUCUUGCCCGAAUGAGUCAGCUCAUACCACGGCUUCACAGGAAACCAGAGAAAGAAAACCGCAGCGUUGUGUUUCCACCCCGCAUUCCUGCCAUUUCCCUAAAUGUCCGAAACCCUAAUCCCCAAAAACCCGGCAAGGCAUUCGUGGCUACUCUUGUACUGCAGGUGUCUAUAAGCGGUGCCGAUUGCUUACCAUCAGGUUUCUGUGACUAUUUAGAGUCAGAGGCCAACUUCCAUAAGCCUAUAUUAGAACGAAGCAACAUUGUCAACAAAGGCGUUUGGGUUCGAAAUAAGGAUAAAGAAAAUCUCUUCGAGAAAAACCGAAUCGGCGAUUUCAUUUUCCGCGAAAACUCUCUGGAUGUGGACAACUUAUUGCAGAAUAAUUUCGAUGCGUUUGGUGCGAAUUACAUGCAAGAUUCUCCGUUCGUUUCUGCGUACGUUAAAAGGAAUAAAAGGCAGACUAGACAUAUUCGACAACAGCGACCUAGAAAGAGUAUAAUAAGAAGCUGCAUCGGCAAAGGAUGUAAAAUGAGCCUCGAAGUAAAGGAUCCAGCGCCAGAAAUAAUCAAAACUAAAUUAAACGAGUUAACUAAAAGAACAACGUCAGUCUUCAAUGACUAUCCAUACGAAGUAGCCAUUUUACUAAACAACAAAAGCGACUCGAAUACAGAGAAAAUAAACACACCGAACGUUAAAAAGGAAAACUCGAAAAGCAAUAGUUAUAAUUUUACUAAAAACUACGGAAUCCCACAUACGGUAGGUUUUUCAGUCGAAACCGAAAACGAUACAGCAACAGUAAGAAACACAACUUCGCCAAAAAGAAGUAUGAAAUAUGAUUUCGAAACGGAAAUUAUUAAAAAAUUCGAAUUCACUGAAGAUAUUAAUAAGACACAUGGGAGUAUGCAUAAUGACAGUAAGAUAACAGAUAGAAAUAUAUUCGACAAAGAAUCUGUAUGGCAUCAAAAUGCACCAAUACCAGAUGUUAAUGUAUACAAAGUCGUGCCUAAAGAACCUCAAAAGAGUAAGCCUGUGACUGAAAGAGGUCUCAUAAAGGUCAUAUCAAUGCUAACGAAAACAUUUAAGAAAAUUAUGAAACAACACAACGAAAUAAAAGACAUACAUUCUAGAAUAAGCGAUAUAAAUGAAGACUUUAUCAAAAACGCAGCUACAGUCACCGGUAAAUUCCAAGAUUUCGAUCUUAAAUACUUAUAUUUGUUGAAAUUCCACGAAAAGUUGAAGGCCUUUGACGCGAAAUUGGCGUCCAAACAAGAAUAUUUCAAAAAUAAAGAAAGAGAAAUGGCAAGGAACUUCAAAGAAUUCGAAAAUCAACAGAAGAAAUUCUUACAACAGCAACGACAGUUUUACAAUAUACAAAAGUUGAUGUUGGCACAGAAUGAGAAAAUAAAUCUAAAACAGAAUUUGAUAGCGAAGACACAGAGCGAAAUAUCCCACAGGCAAAAUAAUUUCGCUAGAAUACUGAAGAAAGCAAAACAGUUGUAUGUUGAAAGCAGGAAUCCGUCGAUAACUAAACUAAGUUCAAGUUUGACCAAAUUAAAUAAUCAUAAUCAAAAACCUGAACCAAUCACACAUACAAGCACGGUAACGCCAUCGACAGAAUCGAUUAAAAUCAAUCUUUUUUCAAUACCAACUUCAAAUAAACUACAAAAUCAGGACGAUCUAAUAAUGAAGGAAAAAGACGAACAGAGUAUAGACGAUUUGGUCUACAAAUAUUAUUUUAACAAUACAUUCAUCGACAAUUUGAUGAAAAAUAAUAUAUUAGCGAAUGUUAUGGGAGUUCCAGAAAAUUCUGCGCAUCAAAGAAAUGUCAAAAAUAAGAGAAAUGAAUUACAAAGUACAGUAUUGCUGCCAGUUUUUGAAACAAAUAAUACUGAAACUUAUGAUAAUAAGAAUAGGGAACGAAGAUGGAUUAACCAUCACUCCAGACAUAAGGCAAGGAGGCGUGAUCGGGGAAAAGGUGCUCUAGCUCCUAUAAUAAAUGCUACAGAUGCAAAAAUUCUUAGGAAAAAUGUAGUUAACAAUGCGCCACUAGCAGCAGAAGCUCCCGUACUAAAAGAGACAAAAGACAUUAAAAUCAAGAACGAUCCUUUUUUAACUAUGGCGACGAAUUUCUGCAAUGAAAUUCGUCAAAAUUUAAAUCCACAAAUGCUGAGAUGGUGCGUGGAAAAGGCACUGAGGAGGUUACAGUUUCUUGACAUGAAAACACCGUCACCAGCUGAAACCCCGAAAACCAUACCAGCAGCUAAACCAUUAAGUAUGCCAGCCGUUUCUAAGCUGAACCAACCAGUCACCAGUUUUACUGAAUCAUCUAAACUUUCUGGAGUAUCUGAAGUGGCCUCAGCGUUUACGACUGACAGAGUAGAAACUAAACAGUCUACUGUUAGCACUAGCGAAGUACCAAGUAAGAUGACAGUAUCACCAUUAACACAAUCAACAUCCAGAAUGAUCACAACAGCAGCCAACAAAGAAAACACAAAGAGCCAUAUUUUAGGAGAUAUCAACCAUUUCCCAGAUAAUGAAGAAUUGGAAUGGAAUUUGAAACAGUUUGUGGAUAGUGAAAGCCAGGUUAUUGACGAUAUUAUCCCUGGAUUGGAUAGUAACUCCAAGGUCGAUUUGGAUCCUCUGGCGUUCGACCUUCAAGCCCAAAGAAGGGCGCUUGUCAGACAAUUGAAUCAAAAAAUUAAAAUGUCUUUGGGAUAA